Messenger RNA from Cuscuta campestris, 1395 nucleotides. The record is from the annotation of a GenBank genome assembly. Lineage: Eukaryota; Viridiplantae; Streptophyta; Magnoliopsida; Solanales; Convolvulaceae.
AAUCCAACUUUGUGUAGUUAAUUUCAUCCAGAAGACCGUAUAGAUUGGGAUGGCACCCAAAAGGCAUUGCAGAAAUUGAUUGGUGUAAAAUGCAGAAAAAUAAAAUGCUUGGAGAUACCUCGAAAUAAAAUGCUGUGGAAAUAGAAUGCAGAGAGAAUCGGUGUAAGUGUGGAUCGAAAGGGCUGCUAUAUAUGGUGCAGGAACCGCCAAUGGUAUAUUUGUGAAAAGCAGGGAAAUUGGAAAGAUGGUAAGAGAGAGAUAUUGAUGAAAAUAUGCAUGGCAAUAGAAAGCAAGGAACGAAGGAAAAGCAAGAGAGAUGAGGGAAUUGAAAUGGGUGAAGGAUAUGUUUAUGCUCGCCUACAAUUUAUAGAGUGACAUUAUUGUAACCUACCAACUAUUUUGUCUAGACAUGCGGAAAAAAACAUAUACCAUUUCAUUUUCUUUUUAUAUAUAGUAGGAUAGGAUGGUGGUAAAUUGGUUAUUAGUAAUUCUUCAAAGAGGGACUAGGGAGUCACAACAUUCUGAGUCUUCUUCGGCUACUAUCACCGACCGAACUAGAGGACAGAGGAGUUCGCCGGAGAGAAAUUCGCCGGAAAACUACGCCGGAAUCCAAUCGCUGAUUCAUGAUUCUUCACCAAAUUCUUCGAGGUUACCAUGAAUUAUCAGCCAGUUAAAGACUUCUUGGGCUUGCUGUAUAUGGCCUAUUCAGUCCGUGGAGAUGUAAAGGUGUUAGAUCAAAUUGGACGACGUAUUUCUCCACAGUUGGAAGCUCUCAUGGUACAAGUAUUAAAUGACAAGGUUGUGGACUUUGUGAAAAGAUGAAAAAGAUUUGGAUCACCUCUCCUGCACUGGUUUUUACGCUUCAAAGAUCUUGAAUUGGGCGAAGUAUCUACACGGGCUGGAAUGGAUAUCAAAGUAUUGUCCUUAAGAGAUAUGGAAGUGAGGCUGGUUACCAGAAAAACCCGGAAGGAGAGGACGCUGAAAGAUGUCAUCUUUAAUGUUUGUUGUAAUUAUAUCGUACAGCCGGAUGUACGGGAAGAACCGUACAGACGAUUGAAGAAGGCGCAGCAGAUGCAGACGAUCGAAGAAGGCCGGCGAAGGAGAGGCAACGACAAAGGGAGGCGCGGGGAGGAGGCCAAAACGAUGGAGAAUGUCAGAACGAAGGCGAUGGUGGCGGCGGCUUUACAGUAGAAACCCUAGAACUGAAGUUGAAGAGAUAGAAGAAGGUCCUACUAAAGAUCUGGCUUUACAGUAGAAACCCUAGCGAUGAAGAAGAAGCUGGUAGUCAAAUUUUCAAUUAUGAAAGAAUUGAACAAUACCUUAUUUCAGAAUGAGCAUUUUUUUUAUUUGAGAAUGAGUAUUGUUUUUUUUAUAAAAUGAAUACUAUGUUACUUA